Phaedon cochleariae (mustard beetle) is the source of this 585-nucleotide messenger RNA. Lineage: Eukaryota; Metazoa; Arthropoda; Insecta; Coleoptera; Chrysomelidae. The record is from the annotation of a GenBank genome assembly.
AUGCAGUCCAUAUGCAAUACUUGUGUACAAACUAUAACAAAGAAGUCACCCGGCAUUCAGUGUUCGGGUUUUUGCAAGUAUUCUUAUCACCAAAAGUGUGUGGGUUUAACUAUCGAUAAGUUCAAAUUACUGAAGGCUAUCCCCGGCUCGAAUUGGAAGUGCCCAACCUGCUCAGCGGUUCCAGCAACCAGCCCGCAGCACGUCGACACACCCAGUGUCUCUUCCACCGUGGACGUUUUCGACGAUAACGAUCACAAUUCAGGAGGCAGGGGUGAAAUGAGUGUUGCGAAUGUUAUUAUACAAAUUCGUAAUGAACUGAGAGCAUUCCGUUUGAAGCAAGAUGAACUUGUCGACUCGGUCUCAUUCUGUUCGAAUAAAAUAACUGAUUUUGAAAAAACGCUGGGCGAUGUUAAAGGCUUAGUUGAGAAAUUUGAUGCGAUGAAAGAAGAAAACGAAGAUUUGAAGAAGCAAGUUAUCAGCUUGGACUCAAGAAUGAACAUGCUCGAACAAUAUUCCAGAAUGAAUAAUGUCGAGAUACAAGGAGCAACUGAAAGAAAAGAUGAAAACCUGAUCUCAGUUGUUUAA